Messenger RNA from Andrographis paniculata, 1050 nucleotides. Its product is annotated as transmembrane emp24 domain-containing protein p24beta3. Bases 124 to 783 code for a protein of 219 amino acids. Lineage: Eukaryota; Viridiplantae; Streptophyta; Magnoliopsida; Lamiales; Acanthaceae. The record is from RefSeq and is a predicted model, not a curated record. Gene Ontology annotation, cellular component: Golgi apparatus; COPII-coated ER to Golgi transport vesicle; endoplasmic reticulum. The transcript is spliced from 4 exons. Gene Ontology annotation, biological process: intracellular protein transport; endoplasmic reticulum to Golgi vesicle-mediated transport; Golgi organization.
GUCCAACCAUUUUUUGUCUUCACCUCGGCUCGAGAUUCAAACCCUAGCCAAUAUCGAAGGAGACCAUCAUCCCACUCACACUCACUUCAGCAGGAAUUCCAAUCGAAUACGUAGAUCCACCUCAUGGAGCGGAGGGGAAGAGCCACCGGGUGUGGCGGAGCGGCGGCCUAUGCUCUGUUGGCGCUCCUCGUUCUGACCUCGGUGAGCCGUGUUUCGGCGCUGUCGGUGACGGUGCACGAGGUCGAGUGCAUAUACGAAUAUGUGUUGUACGAAGGCGACACCGUCUCCGGGAAUUUCGUCGUCGUUGAUCAUGAUAUAUUCUGGAGCUCCGAUCAUCCUGGCAUCGACUUCACGGUGACAUCUCCAGCCGGCAAUGUUGUGAACACUUUGAAAGGGACGUCAGGGGACAAAUUUGAUUUUAAGGCCCCUAGAAGUGGAAUGUAUAAAUUCUGUUUCCACAAUCCAUAUUCCACACCCGAAACUGUCUCGUUCCACAUUCACAUCGGACACAUUCCUACAGAACAUGACGUCGCGAAAGAUGAACAUUUGGAUCCCAUCAAUGUUAAAAUCGCCGAACUGAGGGAGGCGCUAGAAUCUGUCAUUGCCGAGCAGAAGUACUUGAAAGCACGAGAUGCUCGCCAUCGCCACACAAACGAGAGCACUAGGAGGCGCGUCAUAUUCUACACGGUCGGAGAAUAUAUCCUGCUGGCCCUCGUCAGCGGGCUUCAGGUCGUCUACAUUCGUCGGCUAUUCAGCAAAUCGGUCGCGUACAACCGCGUUUGACGACGAGACUCGGGUUUUCUUGGUAAGUUUCUUCUCCUCCCUUUUAACUCACUUGGCUUUUUUCUCAUUGAUUUGUUUAGUUGUAGAGUGAGAAGGGGUUGAAAAAUAACCAAAUGAGUUCAUUUAGAAGAGCCAUUGAUAGUUUUUUGUAUAAUCAGAUUAGAUCAUUUUGGAUAUAUAGCUGAAAUAGUCAGUUUCUUGUUGAAUAUUUCAGUACCUCUUUGAUGGUUUAUUUAAUAUGAUGGUUCCACGUUUACAUUUUCCUUA